Molecule: messenger RNA, 3096 nt
Organism: Arabidopsis lyrata subsp. lyrata
Lineage: Eukaryota; Viridiplantae; Streptophyta; Magnoliopsida; Brassicales; Brassicaceae
Product: probable disease resistance protein At1g58602
Exons: 4
Coding region: 278-3058 (926 amino acids)
Biological process (GO): defense response to other organism
Molecular function (GO): ADP binding
Source: RefSeq, a predicted model, not a curated record
UUGACUUUUAAAGAUUCACAUUUGAUUUGAGGAAAAAAAAAUCCGUUUCGUCGUCUUCGUCAUCCUCCAGACUCAGCAGAAAUCACUCGGUGCAGAGAGGAGUUGAGAAAGCAGAGCUGUGCUGAUAUUGAGUCUGAACUCAAAAAUUUUGGUAGUUUCCAUGUCACAUCUAUGAAGCAAUCAUUGGAACUUGAUCUAAUUGAAGUUUAGAUUUAGUGAUGAAUAUGUUAAGUAUUAACUCUUGAUUCAUUUAAGAGCUGAGAAGGGAGCAUUAAUAAUGGCUGAAGCAGUGGUGGCAUUUGGAUUGCAAAAGCUUUGGGAGCUUCUAAUUCGAGAAUCUUAUCGGCUUAAAGGAGUCCAUGAACAAGCAACCGAGCUACAAUCCGAUCUGCGACGGCUAAAAUCGUUUGUGAAAGAUGCAGAAACUAAGAAAAGUAAGAGUGAGAGAGUUAAAAAUUGUGUGGAUGAGAUUGUGGAAAUUGUGUAUGAUGCUGAAGACAUAAUCGAGAGUUUUCUUAUCAAAGAAGAGAAGUGUGGAAGAGAAAGUGGGAUCAAGAAGCACUUAAAGAGUGUUUCUUGUAUCACAUUUUCUCACCAGGAGUUUGGUUCACAGAUCAGAAGUAUAAUCAGUAGAAUUUCCAAAGUUAUUGACAAUAUGGAGAGAUUUGGAGUGAGAGAGAUUAUCGACAAAGAAGAAGAAAUAAUGGGUCCUCUUGUGGAGAUUCGACAAUCUUUUCCUAGUGUUUCUGAAAGCAGCAUUGUUGGUGUGGAACGUAGUGUUGAAGAACUAGUGAGUCAUCUUGUGGGAGAGGAUUGUGUUCAAGUGGUUUCGAUAUGUGGGAUGGGUGGUAUUGGGAAAACCACUCUUGCUAGACAAGUUUUUCAUCAUGAGAUGGUGAGGCGUCAUUUCCAUGGUGGAUUAGCUUGGGUGUUUGUUUCACAGGACUGUAGGCAAAAACAUGUGUGGCGGGUGAUAUUACAGAGCCUUAGGCCUAAAAAUGAGGAACAGAGAAUUGUGGAAAUGACGGUGUCUGGACUACAAGAUGAGCUCUUUAAACUACUUGAAACAGAGAAAUGUUUGAUUGUCCUUGAUGAUUUGUGGAGCAGUGCAGCUUGGGAGCUUAUAAAGCCUGCAUUUCCACAUAGCUCAGGAAGCAAGAUCUUACUCACUUCUCGGAAUGAGGGUGUUGGUUUGCAUCCAGAUCUAAAGUCCGUCAUCUUUAGGCCUAGAUUUCUAAGUCAUGAAGAAAGCUGGGAAGUUUUUCAGAAGAUAGCUUUAUUUGAGAGAAACAAUAUAGAGUUUCAUGUUGAUGAUUUAAUGGAAGAGAUCCAACAAAUGCUCAAACAUUGUGGAGGGUUACCAUUAGCUGUGAAAACUCUUGGUGGGUUGUUAGCUACAAAACGUACAUCUUCUGAGUGGAGAAAGGUACACAACAAUAUUGGAUCUCAUAUCGCAGGAGAGAUUGGUGAAAGUGACGGAAAUGGUAUUUUGGUAUUCAAUGUGCUGUCUUUGAGUUAUGAAGAUUUACCUUCUCAUUUGAAGCACUGCUUUCUUUACCUAGCUCAUUUCCCCGAAGAUCAUGAGAUACAAACAGAGACAUUGUUCAAUUACUGGGUCGCAGAAGGAAUAGUGAUGGUACAUAGUGAAGAGACUACUAUUGUAGAUGUAGCUGAGGAUUACCUCGAGGAGUUGGUUAAAAGGAGUAUGGUUUUAGUAGGGAAGAGGAACACUGUGACAUCAAGAAUUGAAUCUUGUCGUCUGCAUGACGUUGUUAGAGAAGUAUGUUUGUUUAAAGCCAAAGAAGAGAAUUUCAUACAGGUUUUCAAUGCUCAGAGCCUUGUCCUGAAUGCUACUAAAGUUCUUUCACCUGAUGUGUCCACCAACAGAUCCCGCAGACUCGCUGUACAUUUCGUUGAUGAUGACGAAAACGAACCUAGUAUAUUUCAGCAGAGACAAAUUCAAAACCCCAAAGCAAGGACCCUUUUGUAUAUCACUAGAGAUUUCAGUCCUUGGAUUUUAUCAUCCUCGAGUUUUCGAGGUUUACGGUCACUUAGAGUCUUGGAUCUCUUUGGAGCUCAAUUCAGAAGACGCAAGUUACCUAAGAGCAUAGGGAAGCUCAUCCACUUGAGGUACCUGAGUUUGAAAGAGACAAACUUGUCUGUGUUACCGUCUUCUUUGGGGAACCUAGAGCUGUUGGUUUAUUUGGAUUUAGAGAUUUACGAGACUAUGGUUCACAUACCAAAUGUCUUAAAGAAGAUGAAGAAGCUGAGAUAUCUUAUGCUACCGGACGAACUAAGCAAUAAAACAAAGUUGGAGUUAAGUGGUUUAGUGAAGUUGGAGACACUCAAGAACUUCUCACUAAAACACAGUAGCGCUAAAGAUCUCAUAAACAUGACCAAACUCAAAAAUUUGUGGAUCUGUUGUGCUUCCGAUAACCCUGGAGAAGAAGUUUUACCUUUGUCACUCGGUGCAUCACUGAAACAGUUGGAGGAGUUGAUGUUGUACAAUAAAAGAAACAGCCAGACCCAACCCGUGAAGAUCGAUGCAGGAGCCUUUGUUUCAGGUUUUCAAAGACUUAAUCAGUUAAGGUUAGAUAUAAAGAUAGAGAAGUUACCUAAUGAACUUCAAUUCCCUUCCCGGAUCGCCUCUAUUUCAUUAUCUUCUUGUGAUCUAUCCGAGGACCCAAUGCCAGUUCUCGAGAAGCUACACAACUUGAAGAUUGUUAGUCUAGAACUGAAUGCUUUCACAGGAAGGAAAAUGGUCUGCUCCAAAUCCGGGUUCCCUAAAUUGCAUACUCUAGAGUUUUCGAUACUCGAUAACCUUGAAGAGUGGGUCGUAGAAGAAGAAUCAAUGCCGUUUCUUUGUCGUUUAGAGAUCAAUGACUGCAGAAAGUUAAAGAGUCUUCCUGAUGGAUUAAAAUACAUUACUACUUUAGAGGAGCUAAGAGUAGGAUGGAUGCAGAAUGAAUUCAAGGAUAAGUUAAUCCAAGGUGGAGACGAUCACUACAAAAUACAACAUGUAUCUUCUGUUGUAUUUUACAAUUGCGGUGAAGAAUAAGAUAGACGGAAAACAACAGUGAUCAACAUUAGAUUCUA